Molecule: messenger RNA, 630 nt
Organism: Naegleria gruberi
Lineage: Eukaryota; Heterolobosea; Eutetramitea; Acrasida; Naegleriidae
Exons: 1
Coding region: 1-630 (209 amino acids)
Biological process (GO): tRNA methylation
Molecular function (GO): tRNA (guanine) methyltransferase activity; RNA binding
Source: RefSeq, a predicted model, not a curated record
AUGGGAGAGCCAACAAACAAUGAAGAUGAGGAAAACAAUCAUUCUGAAGAUGAUGAUAACACCACUCUCAACUUCCAAACCAAAUUCGUUCCUUGGUCAGAGAUGGAAAUUCAAAAUGAACUCAAUCCAAGAUCUCUCCUCCAACACAAGAACGGAAAGAGACAAUCUAUCAUUGUUAUUGCCUCACUCAUUGACAAGAUUCCCAACUUGGCUGGUCUUGCAAGAACUUGUGAAAUUUUCAGUGCUGAAAAACUAGUUUUACCUCAUAUGAACGUGGUGGAAAUGGAAGAGUUUAAAUCCAUCUCUGUGAGCGCCGAGCAUUGGAUUCCAGUGGAAGCUUGUCCACCAACAGAACUUGCUCAAUAUCUUUCCCAAAAGAGACAAGAGGGAUACACAAUCGUAGGCCUAGAACAAACCAGCACAUCUGUUAUGUUACCAGAUUACGAAUUCCCAGAAAGAUGCUGUAUAUGUUUGGGGAAUGAAAAGGAAGGCAUGCCACCUGAAUUACUGUCAUUGAUGGAUACCUGUGUAGAAAUUCCACAGUUGGGUGUAUUAAGAAGUUUGAAUGUGCAUGUGAGUGCAUCCAUUAUGAUUUAUAGAUACACUGAGCAAUUUUUAAGACGUAAAUAG